Molecule: messenger RNA, 3786 nt
Organism: Linderina pennispora
Lineage: Eukaryota; Fungi; Kickxellomycota; Kickxellomycetes; Kickxellales; Kickxellaceae
Exons: 5
Coding region: 1-3786 (1261 amino acids)
Biological process (GO): transmembrane transport
Cellular component (GO): membrane
Molecular function (GO): ATP binding; ABC-type transporter activity; ATP hydrolysis activity
Source: RefSeq, a predicted model, not a curated record
AUGUCGCUUCAAAAGGAUGUCAGCUCCACCAAGUCGGAUAUUGACGACGAGCUUCACGAGGCUCUGGACAAGCUCGACGAGCCCAAACAGGACUCGAACGAGGAGUCCUCCGCGCCGUACAACAAGGAAAUCCUGGAGCCCAAGCCGGUCACGAUCCGCCAGCUGUUCCGGUUCGCGACCAAGCUGGACAUUACCCUGACUCUGUUCGGCACCUUCUUCUCUAUCGUCGCCGGCGCCAUCAUGCCCGUGAUGAUCAUCAUUUUCAGCCAGCUGAUGGGCGUCAUUCUGGACUACACAACCAUGAUGAUGAACGGCAGUGUCGAAGCCGCCAACCACCAUCUCGACCACGAGUCGCGCAAGUACUGCCUGUGGUUCAUGGGUCUCGGACUGGUUAUGUGGCUCUUUUCGUACGGUGUCAACGCAUGCUGGUCGGUUUCCGCCGAGAACCAGGGCCUGCGCAUCCGCAAGACGUACUACGAGUCGAUCAUGCGCCAGGACAUUGGCUGGUUCGACACCAUCAAGACUGGUGAGCUUACUACGCGCAUCACCAACGACGUCAACCUGGUGCAGGACGGUAUUGGCGAGAAGUUCGGCUUCGUGUUCAUGAACGUCGUGUCCUUCGUUGCUGCCUUCAUCAUUGCCUUUAUCAAGGGUUGGAAGCUGACCCUUGUGUGUCUCUGCGUGAUUCCCUUCAUUGCUGCUGCCGGUGGCUACCUGGGCAUCAAGAUUUCGCAGCUCGUCACGUAUGCGCAGGACCAGAACGCCGAGUCCGGCGCUGUCGCCGACGAGGUGCUGAGCGGCAUCCGCACGGUGAUGGCAUUCAACGGCCAGGAGCGUGAGAUUGCUCGGUACGAUGAGAAGAUCAACGAGGCGUACAAGUUUGGCAAGAAGAACGGCUUCAUUCUCGGCGGCUCCAUUGGUGUCAUUCAGUUCUUCAUCUUUGUCAUGUACUGCGUCGGCUUCAACUUUGGCUCGUGGCGUGUGCGUGCUGGCGAGUACGAGGCGCAGACCGUUCUCAAUGUCAUCUUGGUGCUGCUUAUUGGUGGGUUCUCGCUCUCCGGUGCCGCCCCUAAUAUCUCGGCUAUUUCGACUGCUCAGGGCUCAGCAGCCAAGGUGUAUGCCAUCAUUGACCGUGAAUCGCCUAUCGACCCACUCAACACCGAGCACGGCAAGAAGGUCGACCAUGUGCGCGGCCAGAUCGACUUCAAGAACAUCCACUUCAGCUAUCCGAGCCGCCCCGAUGUUCCUAUCCUGAAGGGCUUUAACCUCGAGAUCCGGCCUGGGCAGAAAGUUGCGCUGGUUGGCGAGUCUGGCUGCGGCAAGUCCACGACUAUCGGUCUGAUUGAGCGCUUCUAUGACCCGGCCCAGGGCGACGUGCUCAUCGACGGCAUCAACAUCAAGGACUACAACAUUGGGUCGCUGCGUCACCGCAUUGGCAUUGUCACUCAGGAGCCUGUGCUGUUUUCGACCUCGAUCUACCAGAACAUCGUCUGGGGCGCAGUUGAUCCCGAAGGCAACCCGCCGACCAAGGAGGAGGUCGUUGAGGCGUGCAAGGCUGCCAACGCGCACCAGUUCAUCGACAUGCUGCCCAACAAGUACGAAACUCUGGUCGGCGAGGGCGGUGCCCUGCUGUCGGGUGGUCAGAAGCAGCGCAUUGCCAUUGCCCGUGCCAUUAUCCGCAACCCUGAUGUCCUGCUUCUCGACGAGGCUACCUCAGCCCUGGAUACCGCGUCCGAGCGCCUUGUGCAGGAUGCCCUGGACAAGCUGUCUGCCGACCGCACCACGAUCUCGAUUGCGCACCGUCUCUCCACCAUCCGCAACUGCGACCAGAUCUAUGUUGUGCGCGAGGGUAUUGUGUCUGAGAACGGCACCCACGACGAACUGGUUGAGCUCAACGGCGAGUACGCAGCCAUGGUCAAGGCGCAGGAGCUGCGCCAGGCUGUGCGAGCCAAGAUUGAGGAGAACAACAGCGAGGAGGACCUUGAUGAAUUGAUUGCUAAGGAGCUGAAGGAGCAGGCGCUGGAUCUGAAGGCCACUACCCGCCAGAGCAUGCAGAGCAUGCAACGCAUGUCGACCGCCCAGUCUCUCGAUGCAAGCCGCAACGCCAAGCACAAGUCGGUUGACGAGUCGAGUGACAUGCGUCUGAUGUUCCGUCUGAUCUGGUCGCACCGUAGUGCGAUGGGUGCUGCAAUCCCCGGAAGUCUGCUGGCUAUUAUCGACGGUGCCGUGAUGCCGUGCUUUGCUCUUGUAUUUUCGCGUGCCCUAUUUGCGCUCAGCAUGAAUGAUCCCGCUGAGAUCAAGCGCAAGACCGACCUGUACGCCCAGCUGUUCCUCGUGUUUGCCGUUGCCGGUAUGUUCGCCAUGUUUGGUCGCAUUGGGCUGUAUCAUAUUGCCGGCGAGAACAUGACCAGGCAACUGCGCCACGAAGCUUCUGGCUUCUUCGACGACGAGGAUAACGGUACUGGUGCUCUGACAUCACGCCUUGCUACUGAUGCUGAGGAUGUCAACAAGAUUGUCAGCAGCUUCAUUGGCACAUGCUUCAGCACUGGGUCGACCAUCGUUUGUGCCCUGAUCAUUGCGUUCAUCUACGACUGGCAUAUUGCGCUCAUCAUGAUCGGUUGCUGGCCCAUCCAGGGCUUUGCUCAGUUCCUGCAGGCUCGUGCCUCUUAUGAGAAGUCGGGUCAGUCUGCUGCUGAGACCAUCCGCAACAUCAAGACUGUGGCCACUCUGCGCCGCGAGGAGACCUUCAUUGCCAUCUUCAACAAGAGCAGCGAGGAGCCCCACGCCGGGAAUGUGCGCUCGACCAUGAUCAGCUCGUUUGGCUUUGGUUUCGCCCAGGCCUGCAACAUGUUCGUCAACGCCCUGGUGUUCUUUGCCGGCACCCAGUUCAUCAUCAAGGGCCUGAUUGAUAUCCAGGGCAUGAUGAACGCCAUGAUGGCCACCAUGUUUUCCAGCAUGUCAAUUGGUAUGCUCGCUCAGAUGUCCAGCAUGAUCUCAAAGGGCGCUGUUGCCUCGCGUGGCAUUUACCAUACGCUGGACCGCAAGUCCCACAUCGACGGUCUUGACCCGGCUGGUUCGGUCUCGGAGAAGUUCGACGGCAACAUCCUCAAGGGCAUCUCGUUCGAAGCCAUGGCUGGCAAGAGCGUCGCUCUGGUCGGUGCGUCUGGCUCUGGCAAGUCCACGUCGAUUCUGCUGGCUCAGCGUCUGUACGAUGCCAUCUCGGGAAGCGUCAAGGUCGAGAACCUGGACGUCAAGGACUGGAACAUCAUGGCCCUGCGCGACAACAUGGCCAUUGUUGGCCAGGAGCCGGUGCUGUUCAACUACACAAUCGCUGAGAACAUCCGCUACGGCAAGCCCGGCGCCACGCAGCAGGAGAUCGAGGAGGCGGCCAGGGAAGCCAAUAUCUACAACUUCGUCAUGAACCUGCCUGACGGCUUCAACACCAACGUGGGCCAGAAGGGUGGCCGGCUGUCCGGUGGGCAGAAGCAGCGCGUCGCCAUUGCGCGUGCCUUGGUGCGCAAGCCCAAGCUGCUGCUGCUCGAUGAGGCCACUGCCGCUCUGGACUCGCGCUCCGAGAAGGUUGUGCAGCGCGUGCUGGACAAGGCGGCCAAGGAGCGCACCACGCUGACGGUCGCCCAUCGCCUCAGCACCAUCCAGGACUGCGAUAUGAUUGUUGUGUUCAAGAACGGCCGGAUUGUCGAGCGCGGCACCCACGACGAGCUGAUUGCGCUCAAGGGCACGUACCACCUGCUGGUCGAGCAGCAGUCGCUGCAGGUGACCCACUAA